AAGGCAAAUUUUGUUUUCAUAGUCGUGGUUUCGGUCGAUAACAUACAAAAUUAGGGAUAAACAGAUUUGUUCGAAAAAAAAACUGAGUGGCGACUCGUUUCACAAUUAACGAUUGCUAGUUUUUCGCGAGUAGACAGACAAAAAUAAAACAACCGUAAGUACUCUGCAGGUGAAAAACAAAUCACACAUCGAAUCAACGCAACUACACAGGGGAAGCAGUGUAUCUGCGGAGCUUGCUGUAAGCAAUCAACCCACAUCCAGGACCAAGUGCGGAACCGGGGCGGGCGCCAGGAUCCUAUGCUCUCAUAGCAUGUUGCAUAGCGUCGCCAGAAUCCCGCUAGCGAACUAUCUGCGUUGCUGCACGUCCACGGCCAACCUGCGAAAAGUACCCCCACACCGCAGCGGUGUCGCUAGUCCCCAUUCGCUCGUCGAGCACAACUGUUGUCCGUUUUCAACCGGCCAUCCGCUGCAGGUGCACCAACUUACGGCGUCCCCCCCGACUUCGCCCCAGCAUCACCCGCUGGCGAGUAUCAACACGCAAGUACGUGCCUGCUCGAACAAGGGAGGAAUAACGAUGGACGCAAACUCAUCGGGAAGCUCGUCCAGCACGGAGAAGGAACCAAAGUUCACCAAUCGGUUAAAGCAGGAAAAAUCGCCAUACCUUCUGCAGCAUGCCCACAACCCAGUCGAAUGGUACCCUUGGGGCGAUGAGGCGAUCCAGCGGGCACGGGAUGAGAAUAAGCUGAUUUUCCUCUCCGUUGGCUACAGCACCUGCCACUGGUGCCACGUGAUGGAGAAGGAAUCGUUCGAGAGCGAGGAGGUGGCCAAAAUCAUGAACGAACACUUUAUCAACAUAAAGGUUGAUCGUGAGGAGCGCCCGGAUAUCGACAAGCUUUAUAUGAUGUUCAUUCUGCUCAUUAACGGGUCCGGAGGGUGGCCGAUGUCGGUGUGGCUUACGCCCGACCUUGCGCCCGUCACCGGUGGUACGUACUUUCCACCGAAAGAUCGCUGGGGUAUGCCCGGCUUUACGACCGUGCUGACGAAGCUGGCGAACAAGUGGUCUACCGAUAAGGAGGAUCUCACUAGGACCGGGCGAUCGGUAAUUGAAGCGAUCCGCCGAAACGUUGACCAGAAGCGAACGGAAGAAAUGGAGGACCCGACCGGUGUGGAGACACUGGAGACAAAGUUUAAGCAGGCGAUCAACAUCUACCAGCGUAACUACGAUCCGGUUUGGGGUGGUUCGAUGGAUGCACCCAAGUUUCCCGAAGCAUCCAAGCUGAACCUCAUGUUUCACCUGCACGUGCAGGAACCGAAGCACAAGGUGCUGGGGGUGGUGCUGAACACACUCGAUAAGAUGGCCGCAGGCGGUAUCCACGAUCAUGUGUUCGGUGGUUUUGCACGCUACUCCGUGGACAAAAAGUGGCACGUGCCACACUUCGAGAAGAUGCUGUACGAUCAAGGUCAGCUACUUUCACUGUACGCCAACGGGUACCGAUUGACAGGGAAACCGCUUUACCUCGCGGUGGGAGACGCGAUCUAUCGGUACCUGUGCAAAGACCUACGCCAUCCGGCGGGCGGUUUCUACAGCGGUGAAGAUGCCGACUCGUAUCCGACGGCGGAUAGCGCGGAAAAGAUUGAGGGUGCCUUCUACGCGUGGACGUACGGCGAGGUCAAGGAGAUUCUGCAGCGAAAUGCGGAAAAAUUCGGCGACCUUGGAAAGGUGAACCCGAUGGAAGUGUUUGCGGAGCACUACGACAUUCAGGAGGCGGGCAAUGUUGAACCGAGCAGCGAUCCACAUGGACACCUGCUCGGUAAGAACAUCUUCAUCGUGUACGGGUCGGUGCAGGAAACGGCGGACAAGUGUGAAACCACGCCGGAGGUGGUGGAGCGAAUUCUUCGCGUUGGCAACGAGCUGCUGCACGAGGUGCGAGAUAAGCGACCGAGGCCUCACCUGGACACGAAAAUAAUUUGCGCAUGGAACGGACUCGUCCUGUCUGGACUGUCGCAGAUGGCAUGCGUUAAGGAUGCGCCGGCGAGAAGCGAAUAUUUGGCCACGGCGAGCGAGCUGGUAAAGUUUAUUCGCGCGAAUCUGUACGAUGUGCAGGCAAGGAAGUUGCUUCGGUCGUGCUAUGGAGGCAGCGAAGAAACGCUAGCAUCAGAGCAUCCCAUAUAUGGAUUUAUAGACGACUACGCCUUCCUGAUCAAAGGACUAAUCGACUACUACGUGGCCUCACUGGAUGAACACGCAUUGCACUGGGCGAAGGAGUUGCAGGACAUCCAGGACGAACUGUUUUGGGACCCAAAGCAUGGUGCCUAUUUCUACUCGGAAGCAAACUCUCCCAAUGUGGCUGUGAGACUCAAGGAAGAUCACGACGGUGCGGAACCAUGUGGCAACAGUGUGGCCGCCCACAAUCUUCUCCUGCUGAGCGAUUACUUCGAAGAGGAGCGACUCAAGGAGAAGGCCCGUACACUGUUCGACUACUUCUCGCACACGACCCCCUUCGGUUAUGUGCUCCCGUCGAUGAUGUCGGCCGCCCUCCUGGAGGAGCACGGCAAAAACACCCUCAUCGUGGUCGGUCCGGAGAGUGCUGACGCGAUCGCACUCGUCGAUGCAGUGCGCCAAUUCCACAUCCCGGGCAUGAUCAUCGUGCAGCUGAAGAUCGAUCAACCGGCGCACAUCGAACGGCGCCGCAAGUCGCUGGACAACUUCAAGAUGGUCAAGAACAUGCCGACGGCGUACAUCUGCCACAACAAGGUGUGCCACCUGCCAGUGACGGAGCCGGAACGGCUUUCGGAAGAGUUCCAACCGCGAUACACGUUCGACUAUCUCGAGUACGAGAACUGAUUCUUCGAGGCCUAAGGUUUUCCAAUCGUUCGCGAAUAGCGUUAAACCACAACUAUUCCUUACCGUACCGAGGAUAAGAAAAUAAGAGGAUAGAUGUGACGACUGGACGAUGGAAAGCUGGCGGCCGUAAAAGGUGUGAGAAAAAAAAAUGGCGACGAUGGGAUGAAAUGAUGAAUGGCCAAUGAAAAUGGGACUCGAAACUAGGAUAAGCUAAUUUGUGAUGAACCGAGACGAAUAUCAAAUAUCAAAAUAUGUGUGCAUGUUUGUAUGGAGAAAAUACUCUCUUUUGCAUUAAGCGUUGUUUAAAAACAGCACUGUUAGAUAUUUGCGUUGUUUAAGUGCUUUAGAUAUGCCCACUUCAUCACGUCGAUCGCGAUCGCGCAAUGACAGUUAUCUGAAAGAUAUGAAAACUUUAUCGUUUAUUGUCCUUUACACUGGUAAGGGACAUGUUGUUGCUCAGAGAUAGACUUCGAUAGUUCAAAACAGUUCGAGUCUGCAUUCCCAGCCUUGGGGCAGUGAGAGAGAACCGCCGAUCAACGCGUUGUUAAUGUAAAAUCUCUCCCUUUUUGUUUCGUUGAUAAUUUAUUUAGCCCAGCAUCACGUGUAACGUAUAAAUGCAUCCGAUAACCAGUCAGCUUGUUUUUGUUUGCUUGAGGCUGUUUUUUUAGGGGAAGAAAAACAAAAUUUUAAAAAUAAAUGUGUUUUUUUUUGUAUUUCCUUAGUUGAGAGUUGAACGAUAUUCAAAUGCACACGAAAUAUAUUCUAUAAUAAAUACACAACCGUCAAGGAAUACACCGGACAUAAUCCUUUUUGUAGAAACGCGCGUGCCAAGUAGAAUGAACCGAAUUUUCUUUCAAUGUGAUGCCAUGUUUUCAAGCGAAAACCGUAGAUCAACUACCGUAAAGUACUAGAACCGAUGAUUAUCGAUAAAGGGCGAAGGUGUAACCUCCGUUUGGAAGGUAUCAUUUUUAAUAUGCAAUUUUUCAUAGACCGUAACGCCCACGUUUUAAUGUAGCGAUUUAAUGUUCCGGAUUUUUAAAUUUAUUCUUAGCACAAAGAACCAAUAGACAGGCAGCAGACAGGUGUCCAGACGGACGGCACAAUUGUUCCCUAUUGUCGUUUUGCAAUUGUUAUAUUUCGUAGUGGAACCGAGCACUCGUAUCGUACACACUCCACCGGAUAAAGUAAUAUUUACUUGGACGGAACGAAAAAAAGCGAAGCGGGUGAUUCCUAUACUAGGAAAGCAAAGCAACGUGUGUGGCAACAAUUUUAGAAAGUGAUUAAAAUUUACGAACCAUCAUAUUUCGAUCUUUUUUAUAUGAAUGCUUCAAUGCCACAUAGGGUAGGAUUUGAAUAAAAUGUUACCAUUUGCUAGA
This is a messenger RNA of Anopheles coustani, 4221 nucleotides long. Its product is annotated as spermatogenesis-associated protein 20. The record is from RefSeq and is a predicted model, not a curated record. Gene Ontology annotation, biological process: carbohydrate metabolic process. The transcript has 4 exons. Bases 311 to 2845 code for a protein of 844 amino acids. Lineage: Eukaryota; Metazoa; Arthropoda; Insecta; Diptera; Culicidae.